Penicillium brasilianum is the source of this 537-nucleotide messenger RNA. The record is from the annotation of a GenBank genome assembly. Lineage: Eukaryota; Fungi; Ascomycota; Eurotiomycetes; Eurotiales; Aspergillaceae.
AUGCAUCUUCCGGUACCAGCAGUUCUCAUUGGAGCUUUCAUUAGCACCUCUUUGGGGGCCUCCCUCGGAGUCAUCGACCAAGAUCGCCAAUGUCUGAUAUGGUCCAACGAUAGCCAUGCAUGUACAGGUUACUCUGAACCUUUUGCAGAGAUCAAUGGAACCGACUGUUCAGAAUUGAGUGAGCUCGUAAACGGCACGCGCAAGGACUUCUCUACUGUCAGUGUAGGAGCGUGUGGGACUGAAGAUGGCAAGGAUGUCGCUUGGAUAACGAUCACCCACACAGGUGAAGUCACUUUCUUCAACCAGAAUGGUGACAAGUCAGGAUGUACUUUGAAUAAUGGACUUCGAGUUGGUAGUUGGUGCAGUGCAUCUGAUUAUGAGUUAUCGACCGAGACUGGCUCAUCUUCUGUGCCGAUGAUCUCAACUACGGCAACAGUCUCGUCUUCGAGCACAGUCUCGUCUUCGAGCACAGUUUUUCCAUCGGCUACAGUAUCAGACAAAUCCGCGACUUUCACGUCCACCAGCGCCUGCCAUUAA